AUUACACGAAAUCCAGCUGGCCAAGACAAUUAUUCCAGCUGGGAUGUGCACUGGUAUGUUGAACAGUGUAAGGCACUUGUGACAGGAUAUCAGCACUUAUCAGUUCAUCAGUAGGUGCUAUACACAUCGCAAUCGGCCUGAGUGCCGCCCACCGACGAAGCGGCAAACGCCAAACUGCGCUGAGCGCUAUUCUUAGGGUUCUACUUAUAUCAGUCACAACUUAUGCACUGUAUCAAGGCCCAUCAAACGUUACGUGGCCACGAUCGUGUUAGGGCUGCUCCUCAGGACCACUAAUUAGCUCGUUUGAGGUUGUAAUUUGCUUUUAUAGCGUACCCAAGUGGUGUUGAUUAACUGCAUAUUUCUUACAGUCGCUGUUUGUGACAGCAUCGGUCUUACUUGAGACUAGGCUGCCGGACUGGAUCAGCUGCUUAGAGCGCUGCGUGGAGACUAAAAGCGAGAGCUCGUUUGGGCCUUAGGUGGGGGCUUCGAACGACACCAAGGGGCGUGGCUGGUGUUGCGGGGCACGCCCAUCCGUGCAAGUCAGCUGCGGCGGAGGCCCUCUUGCUUAAGCACGGACAGGCGAUCGGGUGCUCACGUCGUGGGUAUUGCCGUGCGGCAACACCAACACCAUCAGCAGCCGCAGCAGCGCCAGCUGCAGGCACAGGCGCAGGAGCAGCCUCACGAGCAGCUGAGGCGGCGGGAGCACAGCAGAAGCCGGACCGGCAGCUGGGGCCAUGGACCUGUUUGAGACGCUGGGUCUGGGGCCGCGCCAGCCGGAGCAGAACGAGCUGUAUGUGGCGCUGUAUGCCGACCCACACGACCCGGCGCUGGGGCCCCCGCCCGGGCUAGGCGACGACGAGGAGGAGGGGGCGGCGCCCGGGCCUCGGUCGGAAGCGGACCGGCUGGAGGCGCUGCGGGCUCGCUGCACGGCCUGGCUGCUGCCGUACACGGCCGGGUACGUGUGGAACAAGGACCCGCUCACACUGCGAAGCUCCGCGCGGCAGCAGCCGCCAUGGGAGCGCGCGGCGGCGCAGCGGAGGCGCAGGCGGCAGGGACAGGGGCAACAGGCACCAGGCGCCGGCGCAGGAGCGGCGGGGUCGGGCGAGCAGGGGCGGCAGCAGGCGGAGGAGGGCUGCCUGUGGGCGGUGAUGCGGUUCGGCGACGCGGUGGAUGACGAGUGGUGGGCGGUGUGGCUGCUGCUGCGCAUGAGCCGCGAGCUGCAGGACCUCACGGUGCAGGUGUGGGACAACGACGGGCAGUUCCUGCUGAUCGAGGCGGCGUACGCGCUGCCGCGCUGGCUCAAGCCUGAGACGGCGGAGCACCGCGUGUGGCUGCGCCACGGCCGCCUGCACCUGCUGCCGCUGCCCAGCGCCGCCGCGCCCGACCUGCCCGCCAGCCCCAGCCGGCAGCAGGCGCUGGACAUACUGCGGCAGGGCAGGUACGCCACCGCCGCGCCCAAGGUGCAGCGGCCCAUCGAUGAGCGCCUUGCCGGCUACCCUGCCGCCGCGCGCCUCCGCCAGCAGCACACCGCGCGCUGCCUGCUGCCGGCGCCGCUGGCGGCAGCUCUGCGGUCGGAGCCGCAGCUGGUGGCGGAGCUGGUGGAGGCGUUCUACUACCGCGACGCGGAUGACAUGCGCGCCGCGGCCCGCAUGCGCCACCUGCCGCCCUCUCUGGACCGCGCCCCUGCGCUGGUGUGCAUGACGCGCUGCCACUACGCCCAGCUGGCGCAGCAGCGCUUCGCGCCGCCGCGCGGCAUGCCCUCGCACCUGCCGCCCGGCGCGCCGGCGGACGGCCCGCUGGCGCGCGCCGCUGACCUGGGCCUAAAGCUCACAGUGGCAGCGGAGAUCCUGUGCGCCAGGCACGCCGCCGCCAGCGGGCUCGGUGGUGCCGGCGGCGGCGGCGGCGGUGCUGCAGCUGGUGCUGGCGGCGCCGGCGGCGAGGGUGCAGCAACAGGCGGAGGAGAAGCAGGAGCGGUGGAGCAGGCGGGUGCGGGGGCGUCAGGGGCAGACGGCGCGGUGGGGCCCGGGGUGGUGCCGGGCCAGGGGGCGCUGACGGAGGCGGGCCUUGUGGCCGCGCACCCGGAGGCAUGGCGGCGCUUCAAGGCGGCGCUGGAGGCGCGCAGCUACUUUGACGGCAACAUCGCCGGCUCCAGGAGGUACAAGGAGCUCCUGGCCGCUGCUAUGGAGGCGUUUUUGGCGGGCCGGGCCGAGGCCGAGGCGGCAGCAGCCGAGGCAGAGGCGGGCCAGGCUGGGAGCAGUGCCGCAGCAGCAAUAGGCGGCCGGGCGCGGGACCCGCGGCGGCGGCUGGCGGAACUGGUCAUGUAGGGGCGAUGUCGGGUGGGGCUGCACUGGGCUGCAUGGCU
This is a messenger RNA of Chlamydomonas reinhardtii, 2362 nucleotides long. RefSeq lists its product as uncharacterized. NCBI's taxonomy places the organism in Eukaryota, Viridiplantae, Chlorophyta, Chlorophyceae, Chlamydomonadales, Chlamydomonadaceae. The record is from RefSeq and is a predicted model, not a curated record. The transcript is spliced from 7 exons. Gene Ontology annotation, cellular component: nucleus. Bases 735 to 2324 code for a protein of 529 amino acids.